GAAAUGUUCCGUCGUUUGACCUCUAUUGACAACAAAUAUCUUUCACUUUUUAAAAAUGCUCUUGAACAUAUUGACAGUGGGAAGAUUGGGAAGAUUUGUUGGCUUGACGUUCCAAGAGAAGUGAAAGUGUUCAAUAACACUGGUCUUAAUGCCGUUUCUCAAGGCAAAUUGGCUGUUAUUUUACUUGCUCGUGGACAACACUAUCGCUUUGGAUCUUCUCUUCCUAAACGAAUUAUGGAACUGGGCCUUGAAAUGGAAACUGGACUUGAUAAGAAAGCCGAUUGUCAUCUGCUUUUACAAGUUUGUCAUGUCAGCCAUAUUCAACAGGAAACUGAGGGAAAUUCUAAGUGGAUGAUAAUGACAGACAAAUCUGGCUGGGAGAAGAUUCGGAAACAAUUAGACGAAGUUUUGGAGAAAACAAAUUUGACCUGGGAUCAAGUGGAAGUAUUUGUCCAAAAUGAAAAUCCUGCACAGGAUUUUGGUGGAAAGAUUCUUUUAUCUUCGCCCGAUCAGUCAGCUACUGCACCAGGUGUAGAUCGCUCUUCAACGUGUAAGAGUGAUUUUGCAAGAAGAAAUGAGGAAAUUUUUAUUUGA
Meloidogyne enterolobii is the source of this 594-nucleotide messenger RNA. The record is from the annotation of a GenBank genome assembly. NCBI's taxonomy places the organism in Eukaryota, Metazoa, Nematoda, Chromadorea, Rhabditida, Meloidogynidae.